UAAGGGAACCGAUGAUUGGGCCUCUCUGGGAACAACAGUCAAGAUGAGCAGCUCUUAAAACUGAGAGUAAAGAUUCACGUGCAGCAGGGCCCCUAAUCCAGAGAGAGAAACAUGGGCUCUACCCAGAAAGGCUCCAUGUCUCAGACAGUCAAGAUGUCCAAAGUCCCGAUUAAAGUUUCUACUUCUGUGCGAGGGGCCGAGGUCAACAGUUCUUUGAGUCCCCAUCGAGGUCCUUCUUUUAUCAACCAGAGGGGUGCAGAUCUGUCCCAGAGCGUUUCCCCCCAACGUGGAAUGGAAAGCCGCCAAACUGCUGCCUCCCAAAGAGGGCUAGAUACCUCUCAACCUGCUUCCCCCCCCUUUGGGACUGAUUUCUCCCGAAAUUCCUCUCCCCAAGGGAAUGAAUCUGGUUAUAGCAGCCAAAGCCAUUCAAAGGCUGAAGCAAGCCGUCCUCGUUCACCUCACCGCAAAAGUGAACAUGUCACAAUUUCUCCCCAAGGGCUUUCCCCACAAGGGAGAACCCAGAAAUUUGAUGUUCUUUCCCAUUGUAACACACCUAGGAUGCAAAGUCCACCAACACAGGACCAACCACGGAAAAAUGUGGUUAUCUCAGGGCAAGAGGGUCAUCGCACAGAUGCCAAAAACCCUUCCAGGGCACCCCAGAACCAGAGGGAAUCAAGUCCUCCAUGGGAAGUGGACCCACCCUCCAAGGUUACAAACCCCCAAGGGGUCCGAAGCCCCCGAAGGCGGUUAAUUAACCCAAAGGAUGAAUGCACUCAGACUACGGUCUAUGUUGAGAGCAAACCUGUCUUGAAGAAACCUGUCAUUGCAGAGACCCACACUACAAUAGUGGAGACCAAACCAACCCAAAAGGUGCAAGAGGCCGAGGCAGGUCCCCGAGGCAUAAUCCAUGCAGAAGCUAAGGGAUCCCACAGAAACUUGGGGGUAGCAGUAGAGUCAGCUGUUAAGGUUUCAUUCCGUAAGGAUCUCGAACACCCACAAAAAGCCCUGUCCCGAAUGGAAGCGCCUCAGGAGCCAGAGCCCACUGUCAAGAGCUCUGCUCGGUCAGCACGUGAUCCGCGGCGGGUCACCAUCCUAACAGAUCCAGAUGCGAGUUCCAGUCCUUGUCGCCAACAACCUGAGCCACCUUGCCACAAACCUCCAAUUUUAAGUUCUUCCCUUAAGCCUUCAACUGGUGCUUUAGAGCAAGAACUGACCCCUCGUCCUUUACCACCCAGGUCUUUACCAAAGUAUGGUCCUGAGUCUUCCUGGUGGAUCUUAUUCCACCCAGAACCUCCUGAACCCCCAAAGUGUCCUGACAACUUCCUACUGCGGCCAGAACCUAGGCAGUCUCACCUAGACCUUUUCAUGUCCCAGAUAGAGAUAGCCUCGGCUUACUGUGAAGAAUUAAUCAUACAGAGGGAGAAGGCUACUUCUCCUGAGCCACAAUUUCUAGCUAAGCCUUCAAGAGUGGCCUCAAGGGAUUUUCUGAAGACUGCUUUGCAGCCCUUGGAAUCACCUGCCUGCGUGGAGGACGGAACCAUUCAAAGGUUUAGUGCUUUCUUCCUGGAUGUUACUGAUGAGAUGCUUAAUCGAGUCAUCUGGUGGUUGAAAGAUGAUGAGAUCAAGAGAUUCCUAGAGGACAAUGAGGAGGCAGAGCUGGCUGUGUUUGUAAAAGAGUUCCCUGGAGGAGACCUCUCCCAUACAGAGGGAUGUUCUCAACUACAACUCCCUGCUCUCCUGGAUCCCUUUGAAGAGUGUGAGAACAAGGAUUCCAGGAACCCCUCUCGAAUCCAUUCAGAAACCCAUGCUCACCUCUGCAUCUCUUCUACAAGCAUGAUCAGCACUUCUAGUAGGCCUCGAAGCCCCUGGGGCAAGCUGGACCCUUAUGACUCCUCUGAGGAUGAUAAGGAGUAUGUGGGGUUUGCCACCCUCCCCAACCAGGUUCAUCGAAAGUCCAUGAAAAAGGGCUUUGACUUCACCCUCAUGGUGGCAGGAGAGUCCGGGCUGGGCAAAUCCACCCUCAUCAACAGUCUCUUCCUCACUGACAUGUACCGGGACCGUAGAUUAUUGAAUGCUGAAGAACGGAUCACGCAAACAGUGGAGAUCAUUAAGCAUACCAUGGACAUCGAGGAGAAAGGGGUCAAGCUGAAGCUCACGGUCGUGGACACACCAGGUUUCGGAGAUGCUGUGAACAACACUGAGUGCUGGAAGCCUGUAGCAGAUUAUAUCGACCAGCAGUUUGAACAGUAUUUCCGGGAUGAAAGUGGUCUCAAUCGAAAGAACAUUCAGGAUAACAGGGUGCACUGCUGCCUCUACUUCAUCUCUCCCUUUGGCCAUGGGCUCCGACCCUUAGAUGUGGAGUUCAUGAGGGCUCUACAUCAUCGAGUUAACAUUGUGCCCAUCUUGGCCAAGGCUGACACUCUGACACCCAAUGAAGUAGAGCACAAGAAACGAAAGAUUCGAGAGGAAAUUGAGCAUUUUGGAAUCCAGAUCUACCAGUUCCCAGCCUGUGACUCCGAUGAAGAUGAGGAACUCAAGUUACAGGACCAGACUCUGAAGGACAGUAUCCCUUUUGCUGUCAUUGGCAGCAACACAGUGGUGGAGGCCAAAGGGCGGCGUGUUCGAGGACGGCUCUAUCCCUGGGGUAUUGUAGAAGUGGAAAAUCCGGGGCAUUGCGAUUUUGUGAAGCUGAGGACCAUGCUGGUACGCACUCACAUGCAGGAUCUUAAGGAUGUGACAAGGGAAAUACAUUAUGAGAACUAUCGGGCACAAUGUAUCCAGAGCAUGACUCGAAUGGUGGUGAAGGAAAGAACUCGCAACAAGCUGACUCGGGACAAUGUUACUGACUUCACCAUCCCAGCAUUCCUGCCUGGGAUUGAUAUAGAGACUGAGAAGCUGCUCCGGGAGAAAGAUGAGGAGUUGCGAAGGAUGCAGGAGAUGCUGUAUAAACUCCAGAAACAGAAGAAGAACUGUUAGUUCCCUUUCUUUGGAUGUAUGUCUCCUCCUCUUUCUCCUGGCCCUUCCCAGCUCUUGAUCUGCUCUGGCCCCUCAAGCUACUGCCACUUCGCCUUAUGUCCCUGCUGCCUCCCUAGAGACUCAUAAGAAAUAAAGUCUAACGAAUCGGAAUCUGA
Molecule: messenger RNA, 3131 nt
Organism: Monodelphis domestica (gray short-tailed opossum)
Lineage: Eukaryota; Metazoa; Chordata; Mammalia; Didelphimorphia; Didelphidae
Source: RefSeq, a predicted model, not a curated record